Messenger RNA from Fonsecaea nubica, 996 nucleotides. RefSeq lists its product as hypothetical. Gene Ontology annotation, molecular function: NAD binding. The coding region runs from base 1 to 996 and encodes 331 amino acids. The transcript has a single exon. The record is from RefSeq and is a predicted model, not a curated record. NCBI's taxonomy places the organism in Eukaryota, Fungi, Ascomycota, Eurotiomycetes, Chaetothyriales, Herpotrichiellaceae.
AUGAAGCUCCUUUACCCUACCUCUUUGAAGCUCGACGUGACCAGUCUCGAAGGCUUCGGCGUCAUAUUACACCCCUACGAUGUUCACAAGCCAAUCUCUGAGGAACUUGUCGACGCAGAGAUUCUUGUGACAUGGGCCAAUACCAACCUCCGCGAUGCUGCCAAACGAAUGAGUAAACUUCGCUGGAUUCAGUCCCUCUUUGCAGGCCCCAACGACGAGCUCGCUGCUGGUUUCCCGUCCAAUGUCAUCAUAACGGCCGGCACUAAUCUGCACAACGAGACUGUUGCUGAGCACGCUCUAGCUCUGGUCCUCAGCGCUGCUCGGCGUCUUUACGAGAUGCGGGAUUUCCAGAACCAAGGCAAGUGGCCAGGACAUCUGGGCGGAUUUCUACCCGACCGACCCCAGGGAUCGUUCACCUCCUUGAAAGGUGCCAACAUUACCAUUUGGGGGAUGGGGAAUAUUGGACGCACGCUUGCACCACAUCUGACCGCUUUGGGCGCCAACAUCCGAGGAGUUGGACUGUACGAAGAGAUCAUUGACGGGAUCCAAGUUCAGACCAAUGCGGCAUUGCCUAGCCUCCUCCCACAGACUGAUUGUCUCAUCAUGAUUCUCCCAGGCUCCCGAGCGACAUGGCAUUCUCUCAACGCGGAGCGGCUGGCAAAUCUGCCUCAACAUGCCUGGGUGAUCAACGUUGGGAGAGGUGUCUGUGUGGAUGAGGAUGCAUUGGCUCACGCCCUCAACAAGGGAAUAAUCGGCGGCGCCGCUCUGGAUGUCUUCCAUCAAGAACCGCUACCUGAGUCUUCCCCGCUAUGGAAAGCACCGAAUCUAAUCAUCUCACCUCAUGCCGCUGGAGGAAGACCACGAUACUCGGAACUGCUCAUCGCAGAGAACCUGCGACGCUUCCUUGCUGGACAACCGCUCAAGCAUGACGUGACUGCGGGUGGAAUGUAUAGCACUUCCCCGAAGAAUAGCUCGACACUCAAGGCCUCGCUGUAG